UACUACUCUUCCCUUCCUCAGCUCCCUCCUGCCCAUCACCUCUCUCUAUCUCUCUAUCUCUCUCUCACAGCAAUAUGGUGACAUUAACGCCGCCAUAAAUGCAAUUUCAUCCUCUCAAUACGCUCUGCAAUAACUCCUCACUGCCACGCACCUCUUCCCCUUCUCCCUCCUCACUCCCCACUUCACCCUCUCCGAUGCUCUCUCCCUAUCCUCUUUUAAUUCUCUCUCUCCUCCUCAACCAUUCUCCUUAAAUUCUAUUCACGAGACUUCUAUAUAUCAUUCCUCCUCCACCACAAAACCGCCUUUCCCCCACCCCCACCUCACAAAAACUGGUUUUCUGCUGCCUUUAAUACCCAAAACCCUCUCCCUCCCACUUUUCUCUCAACUUAAAGAAGAAGAAGGUAUAGCUCGCUCGCUCACUCGCUCGAUCAAGACCGAUAUUUCCGCUUGCGUUAUAUAUAUGAGAGAGUGUAACUUCAUGAGUUUAAAGAAAAGGAGAGAGAAAGAAAUAUAUUAGAGAGAGAGAGAGAGAGAGAAAAGAGAGUGUAGAGGGGUAUAGUUGUUUAGUUUGUUGUUUUUCUGAUUUUCUUCUCAUUUCUCUCUGCAGUCAAGGCAGACAAGGAGGAAAAAACAACCUCGUUUUUGGCAGCCUGAAACAUAAGUCAACCCUACAUAUAUAUUUAGAUAUAGAGAUAGAGAGAGAGAGAGAGAGAAGGAGAUCUUUAGGGUUUGUUGAGCAUCAUAUAUAGAAAGGAGAGUCAUAGUUGUAUGAAGUUUCCGGCGAAGAGAAAUGACGCCGGCGUGCUACUGAGGAAGUAAGAUGCCUUAGAUUUCACAGAAGCUCUCAACAGUAAUAGCAGAAAAGUUAUCUGUGUGACUGUGUUCAGAUCGUUAUAUUACCAAUAAAUCUGCAGCGUUGAAGAAGCAGGAAGUAGGGAAGAUGUUUCAGCCAAACAUGUACGAAAGCCAUCAUCAUCUGCUGGAUAUGAGCAGUCACAAGAACCCAGAAAACGAGUUGGAUAAUAUUAUCAGAGAUGAAGAAUAUGAGAGCAAAUCCGGCACUGAUAUCAUGGAAGCACCCUCCGGCGACGAUCAAGAUCCCAACCAACGCCCUAAUAAAAAGAAGCGCUAUCACCGCCACACUCAACAUCAAAUCCAAGAAAUGGAAUCGUUUUUCAAAGAUUGCCCACAUCCUGAUGAUAAGCAAAGGAAGGAUCUUGGACGUAGAUUAGGGCUGGAGCCUCUGCAAGUCAAGUUUUGGUUCCAGAACAAGCGCACCCAAAUGAAGGCACAACAUGAACGCAGUGAGAACUCGCAACUUCGGGCCGAGAACGAGAAGCUUCGAGCAGACAACAUUCGCUACCAGGAAGCACUGGGAAACGCAACUUGCCCCAACUGUGGAGGGCCGGCGGCCAUCGGAGAGAUGUCGUUUGAUGAACAACAGUUAAGGAUCGAAAAUGUUCGCCUGAGAGAAGAGAUUGAAAGGAUUACUCAGAUUGCUGCGAAGUUUGUCGGGAAGCCGAUGCUUUCGUAUCCGAAUCUUCCCCCUCCGGGUGCCACUCGGUCGCUUGAUCUUGGAGUGGGGAACUUCGGGCAUCAGCCCGGGCUAUCAGGGGAGCUGUACAGCGCCGGCGAUCUUCUCCGGUCAGUUUCCGGCCCCACGGAUGCUGACAAGCCGAUGAUCAUUGAGCUUGCGGUGGCGGCAAUGGAGGAGCUGAUAAGAAUGGCGCAAACUGGAGAGCCUUUGUGGCUUCCUAGUCCAGACAACUCCAUUAAGGUCUUAUGUGAGGAGGAAUAUGUCCGGACGUUUCCCCGAGGAAUCGGCCCAAAACCUCUGGGAUUGAAAUCUGAAGCUUCGCGAGAAUCUGCUGUUGUCAUUAUGAACCAUGUUAAUCUCGUCGAAAUUCUCAUGGAUGUGAACCAGUGGUCGAAUGUGUUUGCUGGCAUUGUUUCGAGAGCGAUGACUUUGGAGGUCUUAUCGACUGGCGUUGCAGGGAACUACAAUGGAGCAUUACAAGUGAUGAGUGCUGAGUUUCAAGUCCCUUCACCGCUUGUCCCAACACGGGAGAAUUAUUUCGUACGAUACUGCAAACAACAUACUGAUGGAACUUGGGCUGUGGUCGAUGUUUCCUUGGACACACUGCGCCCUUCUCCCAUCUCCCGAUGUAGAAGAAGGCCUUCUGGUUGUUUGAUCCAAGAAAUGCCUAAUGGUUACUCUAGGGUAACAUGGAUUGAGCAUGUUGAAGUUGAUGAUCGAGCAGUUCACAGCAUUUACAGGCCAUUAGUCAACUCCGGGCUUGCAUUUGGAGCCAAACGCUGGAUAGCCACACUGGAUCGGCAAUGCGAACGGCUGGCAAGCUCAAUGGCUAAUAACAUUCCGUCAGUAGACGGUGGAGUGAUAACAAGCCCAGAGGGCAGAAAGAGCAUGCUGAAACUGGCUGAGAGAAUGGUGAUGAGUUUCUGCGCCGGUGUUGGGGCGUCAACUGCUCAUACAUGGACGACGCUGUCGGGCAGCGGCGCCGAUGAUGUUAGGGUUAUGACUAGGAAGAGCAUAGAUGACCCCGGGAGACCACCUGGGAUUGUGCUAAGCGCUGCCACUUCAUUCUGGCUCCCGGUUCCACCCAAAAGAGUCUUUGAUUUCCUUCGCGAUGAAAACUCCAGAAGUGAGUGGGAUAUUCUCUCAAAUGGCGGUCUUGUUCAAGAAAUGGCGCAUAUUGCCAAUGGUCGUGAUCCAGGGAACAGUGUAUCUCUACUGCGUGUUAACAGUGCGAAUUCAAGUCAGAGCAAUAUGCUGAUACUGCAAGAGAGCUGCGCGGAUUCAACGGGCUCCUUUGUUAUAUACGCUCCGGUGGACAUUGUCGCCAUGAAUGUGGUCUUAAGCGGCGGCGACCCUGACUAUGUCGCCCUCUUGCCGUCCGGCUUCGCCAUCCUCCCCGACGGGCCACCCGGCAAUGGAGUGUUGAAUCCUGAGAUUGGGUCUGGCGGGUCACUGCUCACCGUUGCUUUCCAGAUUCUAGUCGAUUCAGUUCCGACGGCGAAGCUCUCUCUUGGCUCGGUAGCGACCGUUAAUAGCCUCAUUAAGUGCACUGUGGAGAGGAUCAAAGGUGCAGUAGCCUGCGACAGUGCAUGAAAAUGCCAAAAAAUGGGUUGAUAUGUGAUGAAGAGUGGAAUAAGAGUCAAGAACGCACCUCAUGAGCAAUCCUUGUGGCGUGGUGUUUUGUUUAGAAAGACAGCCAAGCACUUCACCAGGGUGCAAGGGUGAUGGGUUCGGGAAUUGACUUUUGGGUUUAAUGUGGGAAGGACGAUGGAAGAAUUGAAGUAAACGUAGAUGUUGCAUGAAGUUUUAAAUGGAUCAAAGUUUAAGUCGUUUUGUCUAUUUAUUUGAUUUAGGGGUGUAGGGCUUCAAGUUCUAUUGAAUUUAAUUUGUAUGUGUUCUUGAAAGAAUUAUUGUUAGUUUUAGAAUGUGGAACUUACCACUCUUUUGAUUUGCUAACAAAUUCAUACUUUCUUCUCUUCAAUUCUACCCUAUGUAUCUACUUUUGGAUUCAUUAUUAGCCUAUUAAAUUAGGUCAAUUUUUCUC
Molecule: messenger RNA, 3581 nt
Organism: Ipomoea nil (Japanese morning glory)
Lineage: Eukaryota; Viridiplantae; Streptophyta; Magnoliopsida; Solanales; Convolvulaceae
Product: homeobox-leucine zipper protein MERISTEM L1-like
Exons: 13
Coding region: 941-3130 (729 amino acids)
Molecular function (GO): DNA binding; lipid binding
Source: RefSeq, a predicted model, not a curated record